Messenger RNA from Mucor mucedo, 1387 nucleotides. Its product is annotated as Rho GTPase activation protein. Gene Ontology annotation, biological process: regulation of GTPase activity; signal transduction. Bases 192 to 1280 code for a protein of 362 amino acids. The record is from RefSeq and is a predicted model, not a curated record. The transcript is spliced from 3 exons. NCBI's taxonomy places the organism in Eukaryota, Fungi, Mucoromycota, Mucoromycetes, Mucorales, Mucoraceae. Gene Ontology annotation, cellular component: cytoplasm.
UCUUACAUAAAGAAAAUGAUUUCCGAUGAUAAUCUUAGUGAUAAAAAACGACAAAAGAAUCUACGUUCAUUUUUAUCGAAUGGAAAACUUCAUUUUCUAAAUAGCAUGGGUUAUCAAGGGCACCCCAAAAAAGGUACUCUUCCCAUUAAAAAAAGAAACAAGAGAGUUAUAUUAAAAAAAAAGCAGGUGCCAUGAUUACAAAGGGCAUCUUUGGAGCUCCGUUAAAAUCGGCCUCUUUGUGUGGCUCCUACAACGAGUAUGGUUUGAGCGUACCUGAUCCCGUCUAUCGAUGUUUUGAAGAGAUUAUCAAGCGAGGAUUGCUUGUCGAAGGCAUAUUUAGACUUUCGGGUGCAGCACCCGAAGUAGAGAAUUUAUUGUUGGAUUUCGAUAAACCACCCACGUAUGGAAAAUACAUUGAUUUACGAACGUAUGAUAUUCACGCUAUCACGGGCGUGGUCAAGAAGUUUCUCAGGCAAUUACCGGAUCCUGUAAUUCCCAUCAUGUGUCACAGCGAGUUUAUCGAAAUAUACGACCGGUCUUUCUCGACAAAGGCAACGAUCAAUGCACUGGCACUAAAGAUUCAACAAUUGCCACGAGAGCAUUUUCACUUGAUUUAUUACAUGAUAAUGAUGGCUUCGUUAAUACAGAAACACGCGGAUAUUAAUAUGAUGAAUCCGGAAGCAUUGGCAGUGGUAUUAGCACCUGUCUGUACUGGGCUCGAACAUAAUUUAAAAGAGAUACCUUCUUGGGUGAAACGACACACACGCACAAAGAUGAUGAACGAUAUGGGCCAGUUUAUCGAGACCAACAGUAAAUGGACACAGAUUUGGACUUUAUUAAUCGAAUCCAGUGAUCAAUUACUAGCUCUCUGGAAAGACUCUUUAUUCUACACCUCUGUAGGACAUCACACUGUCCCCUGUCAUCCUUCUUCUUCUGCAACCACUAUUAAUUCUAUGUCACACGGAAAUGGGCGGCAUUCCACUAGCCUAUCACUUCAUCCUCAUCAACAACAACAACAAACGGAGUUGUUAUUAGAUAUCGUGCCACCGACGAAACCACCCACUCCACCACAUGCCUUUAUUCAAAGACGAUCCAGUCAUUCCACUAGCGAUGAGUUAUAUAAAGUUGUGGUAAUGAGAACAAGACAGACCACAUGUAAAUCGUUAAAGAACCGUGUGUCUUCUUCCGCUGUACUUGAUAGACCUUGUUGUACUCAACUCGUUCAUUCAAACUCAACGAGCACUGUUUAUUCAACUCCAUCUUCUUCUCUCACCAAGUAGAAGAUGUUUUUCUUUUUUUUUAUAUUCAUUUAUCUAAUAUACCCCCCCUCAUUCUUUUUUUUCUAAGAAUCAAUAAUAAAGGAAUUGAUUGUAUCUAUAACAACAAA